Dovyalis caffra is the source of this 981-nucleotide messenger RNA. The record is from the annotation of a GenBank genome assembly. NCBI's taxonomy places the organism in Eukaryota, Viridiplantae, Streptophyta, Magnoliopsida, Malpighiales, Salicaceae.
AUGGGUGUGAUAUCCUCAAAAUGGGUUUCUUUUCUUCUGUUUUUCUUGUGCAUUACCCUUCAUUUGAGUGCAAUCACCCUUGGUGAUGACAAGCUUGACAAAACUAGAUAUCGAGAUGAUGAUUGUAGGUGGAAUCGAAGACGUUGUAGAGGCCGCUUUGGUCGUGGACGUGGGGGAGGACUAGGAGGUGGUGGUGGAGGGCUUGGAGGUGGAGGUGGUGCUGGAGGUGGACUUGGAGGUGGAGGUGGUGCUGGAGGAGGACUUGGUGGUGGUGGAGGGCUUGGAGGUGGAGGUGGUGCUGGAGGUGGACUUGGAGGUGGAGGUGGUGCUGGAGGAGGACUUGGUGGUGGUGCUGGAGGUGGUGCUGGAGGAGGUGGUGGAUUUGGUGGUGGUGUUGGAGGUGGAGCUGGUCAUGGUGGGGGAGUUGGAGCUGGAGGAGGUGUAGGUGGUGGCGCUGGAGGUGGUGUCGGUGGAGGUGGUGGUUUUGGUGGUGGUGGAGGAGGUGGUGUUGGUGGUGGGUCAGGACAUGGUGGAGGCUUUGGAGCUGGAGGAGGGAUAGGAGGUGGAGCUGGAGGGGUUGGUGCUGGGGGCGGCGGUGGUGGAGGUGGUGGAGGAGGAGGAGGUGGUGGUAUUGGUGGCGGUUCAGGUCAUGGUGGAGGCUUUGGAGCUGGAGGUGGUGUAGGUGGUGGUGGUCUCGAAGGUGGUGCUGGAGGAGGUGGCGGUGGUGGUGGCGGAGGAGGUGGAGGUCUAGGUGGUGGAUCAGGACAUGGUGGUGGCUUUGGGGCAGGUGGAGGUCUAGGAGGUGGAUCUGGUGGAGGUUUAGGUGGUGGUGCUGGUGGAGGUGGAGGAGCAGGAGGUGGCCUUGGUGGAGGUCAUGGUGGUGGCGCUGGUGGAGGAUUUGGAGUUGGCAUUGGUGUAGGAAUUGGAGUUGGAGCUGGUGCUGGAAGUGGUUCAGGCAGUGGUGGUGGUGGUGGACAUUAA